AUGCUUGAAAACGCAUCCUCGCCGAAGAAUGAGCUUCCCCGGAAGAGGCUGCACGCCAGCAGCUCCAUCUCUAUGGCAAGUCAUCCAGACAGCAGAGAUAGUUCAACGGAGUCUACUACCUCCUCAGUCUCCCUAGAAGAGACGAAAAAGGGGCAUUAUGCAUGGUGUGAGGAUCCCAAGCCAUUUCAUCAAUUCAUCCGCCACUGGGAGCGACUCCCUACUGAACUGCAUGACUACGUUUACGACCUCCUGGCAAGCGCAGAGCGCAAAGUCGAUCUCUCAACACUGUCCCUAGUUUCGCGAGCCUGGUGCCGACACUUUCGUCCUCACCUCUUCACCCGGCUUACGCUGCAAAGUGAAGAGGACUGUCGCAUGCUAUACAACGUAGUGCGGUCCCCGCUGUCGGCCUGGCUUGUGGAGCACAUCACCAAGCUGCUAUUCUACCGCAUCAGCCCUCCUAGUUAUCCACUCUGUACGGCUCUCCUCCGCCUCCUCCCUGCGUGUCGUCAUACCUUGCAUAGUUUCAGUUUCAAGUCCGACCGCGUGUCGCUGUCACACAACGCAGCCCUCAAGAGCUCCUUGCGGAGCAUCACCUCCUUGACACUCUGGGAUUGCCGCUUCCCGUCAUUCCGAAUCCUGCUCCGCAUACUAGGUGAUAUCACCUACUUGGAAAAAGUUGAUUUUCUCAAGGUCGAAUGGUCGGAUGACCGACUCACAACUGCGAGUAAUAUCUGCACGGGUGCCUUCAGCUAUAUCCGCACAGUCAAGAUAAAUCUCUGCACGAAUAACUUGGCGGUGCCCGCGUGGAUUCUGGCUGCCACGAGCACACGACACUCGUUCACCAGACGUCGAACAGCAGGGCCGGCAGUCUCUGCAGAAAUGUGGGCCAUUAUCGAGCUCAUACAGACGUUUUUGAGCGACAGCGCAUCCUAUAAUUCAGGGUUUGACGUCAAGGAGGCAACUACAGGCGAGCUCAACCGGUCCCUCCACCAGAUCAUUGUACUCACUGAAUGCUCUCAAGAUACUUAUAGAUUUGUUGGUUCUCUGGCCAUGAGAUCACUAGAAGGAGCCACGGCGUACAUCUCGGUCCAAGUCAUCAAGUCUGCGCCCCCCGCUGGCGGCAAUGAGACUUGGUCUGUCUGCCAGAUCGUCCUAGCUGACUCAACCAGACACCGCAGCAAACCACACUCAUAUCUCCUAUCUCGUGACUGGUCCAAGAUCUCUUCCCUUCUGCCCGAGUUUCUUCAAUUACAACAGCUCCAAGUCCUCUGCGGGGAGAAUUAUCCAGAAGAGGACUUCCGCGCGCUCUCUGACAAGGUCGUGGGGGGCAUGAACAACCGCACGCGUCCGCUCGUCAUGCUUCAACAUGACCCUGGCCUGCCAGACGGAAGAUACCUGCAGCCUGCGCUGUUUGAUCUAACCGAAAAGGAUGUGGAGGCAGGGCAAGACCAAGUGAUGCGUGCUGGCAAGCGGAGUUACUUGCAGCCUACGCCAUUUGAUCUAAUCGAGAAGGAUGGGGAGGCAGGGCAAAGCUAA
Phanerochaete carnosa HHB-10118-sp is the source of this 1536-nucleotide messenger RNA. RefSeq lists its product as uncharacterized. The transcript is spliced from 2 exons. The coding region runs from base 1 to 1536 and encodes 511 amino acids. The record is from RefSeq and is a predicted model, not a curated record. NCBI's taxonomy places the organism in Eukaryota, Fungi, Basidiomycota, Agaricomycetes, Polyporales, Phanerochaetaceae.